Molecule: messenger RNA, 2352 nt
Organism: Merops nubicus (carmine bee-eater)
Lineage: Eukaryota; Metazoa; Chordata; Aves; Coraciiformes; Meropidae
Gene: USP10
Product: ubiquitin specific peptidase 10
Exons: 13
Biological process (GO): DNA damage response, signal transduction by p53 class mediator; protein deubiquitination; regulation of autophagy
Cellular component (GO): nucleus; cytosol; early endosome
Molecular function (GO): cysteine-type endopeptidase activity; cysteine-type deubiquitinase activity
Source: RefSeq, a predicted model, not a curated record
UAUAUUUUUGGGGAGUUCAGCCCUGAUGAAUUUAAUCAGUUCUUUGUGACUCCACGAUGCUCUGUUGAGCUCCCCCCAUACAAUGAUACAGUUUCAUGUGGUAUUAAGUCCACAGGGGAAGAAUACCAGACGAUUGAAUUCGGCGUCAACGAAGUUAUUGAGACCCAGUCCUCUGUCCUAAACAACACCGACUACAGUAUUUCAAGCACCCUGAAUCCUCAGGCUCCAGAAUUCAUUCUCAGCUGCACGCCUGCUCAGAAGGCCCCUGAUGAUACCCUCAGCGAGACAAACUACAACUCCAUCGACUGCCAGUUCGCCGACCCAGCCCUCGCUCUGGACAGCGGCUCCAACGCCGACAACGACGGCUUGUCUGGAGGCCUGGGGCAAAGGGAACGCAAAAAGAAGAAAAAAAGGCCCCCCGGCUACUACAGCUACUUGGAAGACGUGGGGGAUGGGGUGGCUCCUCCCACGGAGGCCCUGGUGAACGGCCACACCAACGCCUCGGGGCCGAACAGCGUGAGCGCGGAGGAGGCGGAGCUGACGGGGGACGGCCCCUCCCCGGCCACCCCCAGGACUUGCAACAGCCCGGAGAACUCUGUGGACUUCGUUAACGAAGCUGGCUCUGAUGAGUCUGCUUCUAGCCCACUAGACAGUGCCAGGACUGCAGGGCAGCCUGAGGUAUGCCGCGUUACUAAUUCUGAACAGUUUUGCAUCCCCUCAGAGACUGGCAGAGAUAGCCCUUUAAGGACAGCUGUUGUACAGUCUUAUGCUGGUACUGAUACUACUGAAAAUCUUGGCGUUGCUAAUGGACAAACACUUGAAUCCUCUGGUGAGGACACAGCUGCCAAUGGGGUAGAAUUGCACACUGUGGAAAGCACUGACUCAGACCGAGCUAAGCCUGAGGAAGCUUCACCUACUACUGAGGCAACAGUCCCGGUUGCAGGAUCAGUCCCUGUUAAUCAGCCUGCAAAAUCGUGGGCUAGUCUUUUUCACAAUUCCAAGCCCUCUGCUUCCACAUCUGUGGUCUAUGUUGAGACUAAGUAUACCCCUCCUGCCACAUCUCCUCUGGUCCCUGAAAAACAGGUUGAAGUCAAAGAGGGACCUGUUCCAGUUUCAGAGGAUCCCGUAGCCAUAAAGAUUGCAGAAAUACUGGAAAAUGUAAGAUUAAUACAUAAACCAGUGUCUUUGCAACCACGAGGGCUGAUCAACAAAGGAAACUGGUGCUACAUCAAUGCUACCCUGCAAGCCUUGGUUGCUUGCCCUCCAAUGUAUCAUUUAAUGAAGUCCAUUCCAAUGUAUUCAAAAUCGCAGCGGCCGUGUACCUCAACACCAAUGCUAGACAGUUUUGUUCGUUUAAUGAAUGAAUUCACUAAUAUGCCUGUACCUCCUAAAGCAAAACAAGCUUUAGGUGAUAAAAUUGUGAGAGACAUCCGACCAGGAGCUGCCUUUGAACCUACCUACAUUUACAGACUCCUGACGGUUAUAAAGUCAAGUCUGUCAGAAAAGGGCAGGCAAGAGGAUGCUGAAGAAUACUUGGGAUUUAUCCUUAAUGGACUUCAUGAAGAAAUGUUGACCCUAAAGAAACUUCUCUCUCCACAUAAUGAAAAACUCUCAGUGUCCAAUGGCCCUGAGGCUCAGACUGUUCAUGAGGAAGAGGAGCAAGAUGAGCAAGGGGAAGGCAGCGAAGAUGAGUGGGAGCAAGUGGGACCCCGCAACAAAUCAUCGGUCACUCGACAGGCUGACUUUGUUCAGACUCCCAUUACUGAUAUUUUUGGUGGUCACAUAAGAUCUGUUGUUUACCAACAGAGCUCUAAGGAGUCUGCGACGCUGCAGCCGUUCUUCACCCUGCAGCUGGACAUCCAGUCGGACAAGAUACGCACCGUUCAGGAUGCCUUGGAGAGCCUGGUGGCAAGAGAGUCUGUCCAGGGCUAUACCACCAAAACCAAGCAAGAGGUGGAGAUCAGUCGAAGAGUGACACUAGAAGAACUCCCCCCUGUUCUUGUUUUACACCUCAAGCGGUUUGUAUACGAGAAGACUGGUGGAUGUCAGAAGCUUAUCAAGAAUAUUGAGUAUCCUGUUGAUCUGGAAAUUAGUAAAGAGCUACUAUCUCCUGGUGUGAAAAGUAAAAUUUUUAAAGGCCAAAGAACCUACCGGCUCUUUGCAGUUGUGUACCACCACGGGAACAGCGCCACGGGCGGGCACUACACCACAGACGUCUUCCAGAUCGGGCUGAACGGCUGGCUGCGCAUCGACGACCAGGCCGUGAAGGUCACCAGCCAGUACCAGGUGGUGAAGCCCUCGGCCGAGCGCACAGCCUACCUCCUGUACUACCGCCGGGUGGACCUGCUCUGA